Molecule: messenger RNA, 711 nt
Organism: Serendipita indica DSM 11827
Lineage: Eukaryota; Fungi; Basidiomycota; Agaricomycetes; Sebacinales; Serendipitaceae
Source: the annotation of a GenBank genome assembly
AUGGCCAACGAAUCUCUCAAGCACGCCAAAGCACUCUUAUUUGAUUAUAUGGGCACAGUCACAGACUGGCUCACCCCCGUCUCUCGUGCAUUUGCAGAAAAUGCCCCUUCUGGCGCAACGCAGGACUGGGUAGCAUUCGCCCACAAAUGGCGCGGACAAUUCUUCACCCAAGUCGCAGAGAUCAAUAAGAAUAACUCAGAUUUUGUGUCCAUACACGAUAUAUUCGACUCGACGCUCUCCCAGAUCCAGGCUGGGACAGGCCUCGAGUGGGACAAGGAAACGAGAGAAGCACUGAUUCGUAGCUGGGGCGGUCUCCUCGCGUUCAAGGACUCUCAAGAGGGUCUGCGACGUCUCCGAGAGAAAUACACAGUUGUCAUCCUAACCAACGGAAUUACUAAGAAAAUUAUAGAAUCAAACAAGCGCAACGCCCUAGACUGGGAUUUGAUCCUUGGAUCUGAUAUCGUAGGGGCAUACAAACCCAAUUCAAAGGCCUAUCAGACUGCCAUCAAGAUUUUGGGACUCGAGCCAUCCCAGUGCAUCAUGGUGGCGGCACAUGCAUAUGAUCUGGAAGCUGCCGCAUCUCAUGGAAUGCGCACGGCAUAUAUCAAGCGAGACACCGAAGACAUGGACGUGAACCUCUCUGGCUACUCAUUCGACGUGAUGAUAGCAGAAGGGGGCCUCCUCGGCCUCGCCUCCAUCAUUUGUGACUAA